UGUAAAUCUGGGCUAGUACACUACUUAACAAUAAGACAUUGUUCAAAAUGAAUCUAAAAACACCUCUUUUACAUUAAAUAGUAGGUAGUUUAUUUAUCUUUUAGGAACAUAGGUUAUAAGGAACUAACCAGAGAAACAUGGGGAAUUUUCCAGUAGCAGAUUCUAGGGACAUCCCAUCUCAUCACUACAUUGGGAAAAGUGCUGGAUCUAAUGCAGUGGGAAUCUAUGCACCAAUGAUACCAACAUAUGCAGGAAAACAUACAUUAAACCACAGCUUUAUUAUGCCUGGUGAAAGUGGUUCAUCAGGAGGAUUUCAGGACGAUUUAAAUAAAGGAGGAAUUAACAAAGAUCUGAAAACAAAUGGCUUGAGUGAGAGUGGAAUAACUUUUGGCGAUCCAUUUCAGGGCUCUGAGGGAAGUGCCAAAAGUCAAGCCACAUAUAAAAAAGAAGUAAUAAAUAACCUAAAUACAAGACUGAAAAACCAAUCAGAAAACUCGACUGGGGAACAUGAUAUAAAUAAUAACAACAAUGAUAAGUUUAUGGAUGGCAAGACAAAUUCCACAAAAGAUAAUAUUUUGAAUAACGAAGCAUUUGUUGAAUUUAGAAAAGAUUGGACAUCGUCAAAAUCAGGUCCCAGUUACGAAAUUGUGGAUAAACAAACAGAUGGAUCAGAUAAAAUUGAAGGGACUGGAGCCACACCUAAUGACAAUCAGUAUUUGAGUAUUGAUGAGUCUGGGUAUCGCCUGGGACAGAGACAGUUUAGUGAAGGACACAAGGAUGGUUUAUCCUCCAAUCUGGUGCGAGGACUUGACCAUCUGAAGGACGCUCAACUCAACAAAGACUUGGCCUUCACACUGAGGGAACGACAGACGCUGGGAAUCCAUGGACUUCUACCUCCUCGCAUUCAUUCACAAGAGGAACAGUUGAACUUGUGUCGACUCAACAUUGAAAGGUACAAGGACAAUCUCGACAAAUACGUAUAUCUCAUGGAUUUACAGGACAGAAAUGAAAAACUGUUCUAUCGUUUUCUCUCAGAAAAUGUAGAAACAUUGAUGCCAGUAGUUUAUACUCCCACAGUUGGUUUGGCAUGCCAGAAAUACGGCUUGAUCUACCGUCGGCCAAAAGGACUCUACAUAUCGAUUCAUGAUAAAGGCCACAUUUACGAUGUUUUGAAAAACUGGCCAGAAUCAGAUGUCAGAGCGAUUGUUGUGACCGACGGAGAGCGUAUUUUGGGCUUAGGAGAUUUAGGAGCUUACGGAAUGGGGAUUCCAGUCGGAAAGCUUGCUUUGUACACUGCGCUUGCGGGUAUAAAACCACAACAUUGUCUCCCCAUAACAUUGGACGUUGGAACAAACACCCAAGACAUACUAGAUGAUCCUCUGUACAUUGGACUUAGACAGAAGAGGAUUACAGGGAAACUAUACGAUGAUUUCGUAGACGAAUUCAUGCGAGCUGUUGUUCGCCGUUAUGGUCAAAGCACUCUUAUACAGUUUGAAGACUUUGCCAACACAAAUUCCUUCAGGCUUUUGGACACAUACAGGGACAAAUAUUGCACAUUCAAUGACGAUAUCCAGGGAACCGUAGCUCCGCCGGCCAGACUUCCGAUGGCAGACAGUCCGGCAAAUAAUGGCAACAGGAACGGUAACGCUCCUCCAGAUUUGGGUAUGGGUAUGAUUCUAGGUUUUUUUAUUUGA
Macrosteles quadrilineatus (aster leafhopper) is the source of this 1694-nucleotide messenger RNA. RefSeq names its product NADP-dependent malic enzyme-like. Gene Ontology annotation, biological process: malate metabolic process; pyruvate metabolic process. Gene Ontology annotation, cellular component: mitochondrion. The coding region runs from base 138 to 1694 and encodes 518 amino acids. The transcript is spliced from 6 exons. The record is from RefSeq and is a predicted model, not a curated record. NCBI's taxonomy places the organism in Eukaryota, Metazoa, Arthropoda, Insecta, Hemiptera, Cicadellidae. Gene Ontology annotation, molecular function: malate dehydrogenase (decarboxylating) (NADP+) activity; malate dehydrogenase (decarboxylating) (NAD+) activity.